This is a messenger RNA of Dipodomys spectabilis (banner-tailed kangaroo rat), 2166 nucleotides long. RefSeq names its product G protein-coupled receptor kinase 4 (gene Grk4). Gene Ontology annotation, cellular component: cytoplasm. Gene Ontology annotation, biological process: signal transduction; regulation of signal transduction; protein phosphorylation. Bases 158 to 1969 code for a protein of 603 amino acids. The transcript has 17 exons. The record is from RefSeq and is a predicted model, not a curated record. NCBI's taxonomy places the organism in Eukaryota, Metazoa, Chordata, Mammalia, Rodentia, Heteromyidae. Gene Ontology annotation, molecular function: ATP binding; G protein-coupled receptor kinase activity.
GCGGCGGCGGCGGCGGCGGAGGCCGCGGUCCCGGAGGGCCCGCCCGGGGCCCGACGAGGAGCGCUGGAAAGCCGCGGCGGUGGCCUCCUCGUCGUCUCCCAAGCCCCCCCGGCCGCCGCCGCCUCGACCCCGCCGAGUCCCCCGGAGGCGGCGGGCCAUGGAGCUGGAGAACCUCACGGCCAACACGAUGCUGCUGAAGGCGCGCCAAGGAGGAUUUGGCAAAAAAAACGGUCGUAGUAGGAAAUGGAGGGAAAUGCUAAAGUUGCCCCCUAUCAGCCAGUGUAGUGAGCUGAGACACGUCAUCGAAAAGGAUUUUAACAGUCUUUGUGAAAAGCAGCCAAUAGGAAGACUUCUCUUCAGGAAAUUCUGUAGUACAAUUCCAGAUCUAAAGCUAUGUAUUGAAUUCUUGGAUGCAGUGGCAGAGUAUGAAGUCACCGUUGAUAAGGAUCAGGAAGGUUGUGGACUAGCAAUCUUGGAUAGAUUCUUCAGUAAGGAGAACUCCAAAUCGACUCUAUCAGAAAUUUCUUCAGAAACUGUGAAAUACUGUAGAGGGAAUCUGAAUCAGAAGCCCUCCAAGAACAUCUUUGAGGAAUGUACCAGAAUUGUCCGUAACUAUUUGAGUUCAAAACCAUUUGAAGAAUACCAAGAAAGCUCAUAUUUUUCUCGAUUUUUACAAUGGAAAUGGCUGGAAAGGCGGCCAGUAACAAAGAAUACAUUUAGAUAUUACAGAGUUCUAGGAAAAGGCGGAUUUGGAGAGGUUUGUGCCUGUCAAGUACGAGCUACAGGAAAGAUGUAUGCCUGCAAAAAGCUUGAAAAAAAGAGAAUAAAGAGGAGGAAAGGUGAAGCUAUGGCUCUGAAUGAAAAAAUUAUACUAGAAAAAGUGCACAGUAGAUUUGUGGUUAGUUUAGCCUACGCUUUUGAAACCAAAGAUGCCUUAUGUUUGGUGCUAACCAUUAUGAAUGGAGGUGAUUUAAAAUUUCACAUUUACAAUCUGGGAAGCCCUGGUUUGGAGGAACAGAGAGCUAUUUUUUAUGCUGCUGAGCUGUGUUGCGCCUUAGAAGAUUUACAGAGGGAAAGAAUUGUGUACAGGAACUGCCAGCCCAGCCUCACAGUCAGCCUGCUGUGGAAGCUUCCUGGGGCACUGUUCAGGAGUCUGUUGAGAGACUUAAAACCUGAGAAUAUCCUCCUGGAUGAUCAUGGACACAUUCGGAUUUCAGAUCUUGGUCUAGCCCGGGAAGUCCCUGAAGGAGAGACAGUUCGAGGAAGAGUUGGAACCAUCGGCUACAUGGCUCCAGAAGUUAUCGAUAAUGAAACGUACACAUUUAGUCCUGAUUGGUGGGGACUUGGCUGUCUGAUAUAUGAAAUGAUUGAGGGACAUUCACCAUUUAAAAAAUUCAAAGAAAAAGUUAAACGAGAGGAGAUUGAUCAAAGAGUGAAGACAGAUACUGAACAGUACUCCGAGAAAUUUUCAGAGGAUGCCAAAUCCAUCUGCAGGAUGUUACUCAUCAAAAACCCAAGUGAGCGGCUGGGCUGUAAGGGCGAUGGAGCUGCAGGAGUAAAGCAGCACCCGGUGUUCAAGAACAUUAACUUUAGCAGGCUGCAAGCACACAUGUUAGACCCUCCUUUCUGUCCUGAUCCUCAGGCCAUUUAUUGUAAGGAUGUCUUGGAUAUUGGGAAGUUCUCUCUGGUGAAAGGAGUCUACUUGGACACCACAGAUGAAAACUUCUACGCGCAGUUUGCUACUGGGUGUGUCUCCAUCCCCUGGCAGAAUGAGAUGAUUGAAUCUGGAUGUUUCCAGGACAUCAAUGAAAGACAAAGUGACGAAAAUCUCGCAUCAGAUCACAAGGAGAAAAUCUCUUCCCCAUUAUCUAAAUCAAAGAGAAGAUUCUUCUAUGAACUCUUCAGAAGAGGGGGCUGCCUGAGUGCUGGCCCUGAGAACGAAGAGGGAGGGGAGCGGACACAACGCUGACUGUUCUGGUGCAUACCGAAGAUUGAGACCCUGACACCAAGAAGAAGCACACAGAGUUUCCUCCUAUUCAUGACCUGUGAUAAACAUCCUUGGACACAUUACAUCAUACCUUCACAGAUUUUUCUACAUCAAUGCCAGCAUUUUCUUUUCGCUAAAGUGGAUUAAAGGAAAAAAAAAGAAAACCCUCAGUACCAUUA